Molecule: messenger RNA, 1140 nt
Organism: Dendrobium catenatum
Lineage: Eukaryota; Viridiplantae; Streptophyta; Magnoliopsida; Asparagales; Orchidaceae
Product: bZIP transcription factor 11-like
Exons: 1
Coding region: 397-846 (149 amino acids)
Biological process (GO): positive regulation of DNA-templated transcription
Cellular component (GO): nucleus
Molecular function (GO): transcription cis-regulatory region binding; DNA-binding transcription factor activity
Source: RefSeq, a predicted model, not a curated record
GACAUUAUUUCACAAACAAAUACAAAAUUGCUCUGCCUCUACCGGCUCCACCAAUCAGUUAUCGAAGCGUGUAAGGUCGGAUAUCGCCUCGUAAUUGCUUCGCGAUUAAGCUAAACACGUCUAAGGAAAUUUAUUUUAAGAAACCAGAAGGCCACCCUUUGUGCACCUACACAAAACAAUCCACAGCUCGACACGUCAACCAAUGUGUCCAUCAGCGGGCUCCAUAUCAACCCACCCCGUCCGCCUUAAAUACCCGUCGACCCCUCCUCCUUCCUUCCCUUUUCUCCCUCCGCUCUCUGUAAUCUUAUAUCUUUCUUAAAUUCCUAAUUACAUUUUAGGCCCUUAAAAUUUUGCACUUUUAGAUUUCUGCUCACUCGAAUCCGUCCGGUCGAGCUGAUGUCCGUGUCGCAGGAGUUCCUCGCGGCCCUUGAGGGAUGGGAAGCUCGGCCGCCGGCGGAAACGGUCCGGUCUGGACCGGUGACGUCUGCCGAGGAGGAACGGCGGCUGAAGCGUAUGAUAUCGAACCGGGAGUCCGCCCGGCGGUCGAGGAUGCGAAAGCAACGCCAACUCGAGGGCCUGCGGAACCAGCUGAGCCGGCUCAAGUCAGAGAAUCGAGAUUUAUCGAAGAGGAUGGGGACCGUUGUCCACUACUGCCAACUUUUUCGGCUUGACAACGAUCGCCUCCGGUCCGAGUCGGACCUACUCCGCCGACGGCUUGCCAAAAUCCACCGCAUCCUCUUUUACCGGCAGCUCCAAAGGCUGGUUUCACCGACCUCUGCCGCCUUAUGCGGCGGCUUCCUCUCCGGCGCUGGCGGGGAACCAAACUAUUCAUCUCUAAUCGUAUAAGAGUUAUAAACAAGAAGCUAAAUCAUAAUUAAUUAAAAAGACAGGGGGCAAAGAGAGAGAACUUUUCUUUAUAUUCCUCUUUGCCUGUAAAUUUAAAAAGGAGGAGGACGUAAUAUAUAAUCGUACCUUUUCCGGGAUGGACAACAAGACAAGUCGGGGGAUUUUAUAAGAACGGCAGCAUCGGUUUAUUUUUGUGCUGCAAUUUUGGGAUCAUGAAAGUGGUCCGUAUGUAAAUAAAUAAAUGUUUGCAAGUGUUCCGUAAAUUAGUAUUACAAUCGAAUUGAAAAAUUGUCA